Messenger RNA from Trachymyrmex cornetzi, 790 nucleotides. RefSeq names its product CGRP receptor component (gene crcp). Gene Ontology annotation, biological process: transcription initiation at RNA polymerase III promoter. The record is from RefSeq and is a predicted model, not a curated record. Gene Ontology annotation, molecular function: nucleotide binding. The transcript is spliced from 4 exons. Lineage: Eukaryota; Metazoa; Arthropoda; Insecta; Hymenoptera; Formicidae. Bases 330 to 716 code for a protein of 128 amino acids. Gene Ontology annotation, cellular component: RNA polymerase III complex.
CGAUGUAGUACAUUUAUUUAGAGAGAAAGAGAGAAAAGAUGUGGUAGGAUCAGCUGCAUAGAACGAGUCAAUACACUCGAACGGAACAGGUGCAAACGAAUGUAAACAUACUGCAAAAGCACGUGAGGAAUUUGAUGAAUAUUGCGAAAAUUGCAUAUCCAAAAAAAGUCGCAAUUUGAAUCCGUACUAAUAAAACAAAGCUGUCGAAUCUCUGUUAAAAUAACAUUGACUUUUCCUUCAAUCGAAGAACAUAAGAAAAAAGUGUAUUGACUUGCAAAAUCACUUGAUCACAUUAUUAUAAAACCUCCAUUAAUUUAAGAAGACACAACAUGAAAGUUAUAAAAGGAAACUGGAACACUCUUCUAAGUAAUUACGAGGUUUUGGAUAUUUUGCAAAAUACGAAGUGUUCUUACAAAAAGCAAAAGAUGAAUCAACUUGCAACCAUCACUUAUCAGACAAUCAAGUAUCUAGAAGAUACGCCAUGUAAGAAGCAGAAUCCAGAGAAAAUCCGAGAGUUUCUGAGAGCCAUGGAGCCCAUGAAAUUGUCCAAGGCCGAGAAGCUUACUCUUCUCAAUCUUUGUCCUACUACACCUCUCGAGAUUCAAUUGAUGGUAGAAGAGAGCGAGGAACGACUAUCGGAUGAAGAGGUGGAAACUGUGCUUCAAAUCGUCGCGAAUGUGCGAGGAGACGAGGAAGACACAGAACAAGAAACCUAAUCUUAGACCUUAAAAAAUAACUUAUUUAAAUAUAUUUUAUGUAUGUACAUUUUAUUUAUAUAAUAAACAUGACU